AUAUAGAAAGAAAAAUAUUCUUAAGAUAAAAAACAUAUAUAUUUGAAAAAUUAUAAAUCAAUAAUAAGAAAUUUAUUAGAUGAUUUAUUAAUAAGAAUUAUUUAAUAGAUUAUAGAAAUAUUUUAAAUUCAAUGACUGUUUGGAGGAAAUUGUUCGGUAAAUAUCUUCUAGUCACAAACACUGUGAGCUGUGGCUUAAUGAUGGCAGUAGCAGAUAUUAUUCAACAACGUAAUGAAUAUUUAAAAAAAUAUAAAUAUUUACCAAAUAGAACUUAUGUAAUGGCAGCAUCUCCAGAUAUAGAACAAAAAUUUCAUAAUUUAAAGAUUUCUGAUAUUUAUAUGCACGAUUAUGUGCGAACUAAAAACAUGAUGAUUGUAGGCCUAUUUCAAGGUCCCUUUCAUCAUUGGUUCUAUAUGAUUUUGGAAAAGAUAUUGCCCGGAAAAAAUGCUGCAUCCGUUAUUAAAAAAACUUGUCUAGAUCAAACUAUUGCCAGCCCAAUUUGUCUAGGAAUAUUUUUUAUUGGCCUUGGCCUUUUAGAACAUCAUAACAUGAAAGAGAUUCAUGAAGAGAUGAAAAUGAAAUUAUACGACACGUGGAAGGUUGAUUGCUGUUUUUGGCCUCCAACACAAUGUGUAAAUUUUUUCUUCAUACCGCUUCGCUAUAGAGUAUUAUAUACUAAUUUUAUGACAAUGAUUUAUGACAUUUUUCUGUCAUAUAUGAAAUAUGACGUGCAGUAUUAAUAAUAAACAUUUCAA
This is a messenger RNA of Apis florea (little honeybee), 755 nucleotides long. RefSeq names its product mpv17-like protein 2. Gene Ontology annotation, cellular component: membrane; cytoplasm; mitochondrion. Lineage: Eukaryota; Metazoa; Arthropoda; Insecta; Hymenoptera; Apidae. The record is from RefSeq and is a predicted model, not a curated record. Gene Ontology annotation, biological process: mitochondrial ribosome assembly.